AAGAUAUAUUUCAUGUUACCUGCACUACUUCACUCCGCAUUCCCACACCUCCGUAUGCGCCGACAAUGUCAUCAAGCAGCUUUGCCGCUGCUCAAGAGCGUAUCUUAGCACGGCAGGCUGCCCGACAACAAGACGCUCGUGCGGCCCGUCCACACGCAGAAACCUCUACCUCGCGAAGCCCUCUUACGCGAAUUACUCACUCGUUACGCCCUGAACUGUCGUCGUUUUGGUCCACCCUGUUGGAGUCUGAGGGGACCAGGCCAGCGUUUCGGGUCGGUCAGGUUGAUGCUGAAUUGCUGGACGAAGAAUUACUGGGCCUUUUAAAGACGCAGGUCGGAGAUGCCUUCAAAUACCUCGGACCACAUCUGCAGGACGACUGGUCGCAAGAGAUCCUGCUCGCUCUUCGGGCCGUCUUAUUCAAACUUUCCAUAUGGGACAAUGACGCAUCGUACGGUGCAUCACUUCAGAAUCUUCGAUACACAGAUGCGCGGCGUUCUAGUCUCGCUCUCCCCAAACCUACCGUGUGGCAGAAGACGAUAUACGGAUUGAUCACAGUCUUCGGACGAUAUGGGUGGGACAAAUGGGAAGAGUGGCUCAUUGACCAGGAACGAGGAUACACGGCACCCUCAGAGACAAUCCAAAAGCUGAUGCGACUGACAUCGUUCGCAUCCACCACUCACUCGAUUGCGGCCUUCUGCUCCUUUCUGGUUUUCCUGGUCAAUGGACGAUAUCGCACUCUCACCGACCGCCUGCUACGAUUGCGGCUGGUUCCCCCUUCCAACCAAGUUAGUCGAGAGGUCUCAUUCGAGUACCUGAAUCGGCAGUUGGUCUGGCAUGCAUUCACUGAGUUCCUGUUGUUUCUCCUGCCACUAGUCGGGAUCAGUCGAUGGCGAAGAUGGUUGGCAAGAGCGUGGAAGAAGACCAAGGAUGCAAUGAGGUCGGAAGUUACGGAGGACGAGGAAGAGAAGAUAAAGACAGGACCUCUCGCGUUCCUUCCGGAAAGGACUUGUCCUAUUUGUUACCAAGAUCAGAAUCCAACAUCGACAUCCGAGGCUGAAAUUCUAGGGGCCAAUGCUGGAGCAGGCGGAGGCGUCAUCGGCUCGGCCACCACUGAUGUUGUGAAUCCUUACGAGACUAUUCCAUGCGGCUGCAUAUAUUGUUUCGUUUGUCUGGCCACCAAAAUCGAAGCUGAGGAAGGGGGUGGGUGGUCUUGCCUACGGUGUGGCGAGAUAGUCUACAAGUGUAAACCUUGGAAUGGUGAUAUUGUUGUUCAGAAGAAGGCCGGGAUGAAGAACGGGAAGUCGGUCGGAUUCCGUACUGAUGAAGAGACGAGUGAAACCACUGAAGACGGACCUCCUGCCGAUGCUACAGAAAUGGCCGAAUCAACUCUCACCUCGAGCGAAUGGUCAAUGCCGGAUGCAGAACCUCCAAGCGAAUGAAUGCGGAUCCGCCCACGGUUGAAGAAUUUCGAGCAACGGUCUUGACCAGAGUAGUGGCACGCUACAGCUACACGCUACACGAUAAACUGGAAUGACUUCGCCUGACUCCGCUUCGAGCUCGAGGUCAAGCUCGAGGACACACCUCGAGUUUGGUGGGGUUGUACAUCGGUCUCCGCGGCUUCCCCUAAGUGAACGUUCUGCCUUUGGCAACCAUGUUCUCAAAGGUCUCCUUAUCGUGCCCCGGGAUGAUUUGGCCUUUAGUCGUUCUUUCCAGCUGCUUCAAGCGUUGAGUGCUUUGGAACCAUGCUGGAUGAUCUCUUGCGAGCCAACCCUGUGGGAUACCAUCGCGCCACUAAGAAGCGUCAGUCUCGACGCAUGAGGUUCUGAUGGGGGUGCUUACAUUCUCAAUGACAUGGCAGUGG
Exophiala viscosa is the source of this 1861-nucleotide messenger RNA. RefSeq names its product peroxisomal biogenesis factor 2. Bases 66 to 1439 code for a protein of 457 amino acids. The record is from RefSeq and is a predicted model, not a curated record. NCBI's taxonomy places the organism in Eukaryota, Fungi, Ascomycota, Eurotiomycetes, Chaetothyriales, Herpotrichiellaceae. Gene Ontology annotation, cellular component: peroxisomal membrane. Gene Ontology annotation, molecular function: zinc ion binding. Gene Ontology annotation, biological process: protein import into peroxisome matrix. The transcript has a single exon.